Molecule: messenger RNA, 681 nt
Organism: Fraxinus pennsylvanica
Lineage: Eukaryota; Viridiplantae; Streptophyta; Magnoliopsida; Lamiales; Oleaceae
Source: the annotation of a GenBank genome assembly
AUGGAGCAACACAAAGUCAGGUAUCUAAAGCUGUCUCUUCAAAGAAGAAAAGAGUCAAGUGUAGAAAGAUAUGCUAUCCCAAUAAGACACUUAGAAGACAGGGCGCAGAAUUGUUAUGCUGAAGACAUCCAACUUGAUGAAGGUGAGUUCGUGCAAAUGUUGAUUCUUGAUGGUUGUUUUAUCAUCGAAUUUCUCCAUAAGUUUCAACACAUAGAAUGUAUGGAUGAAGAUGACCCCAUUUUCCAGUAUGGACAUAUACAAAGUCAUUUGCUUCAUGAUCUAAUGGUAUUUGAGAAUCAGAUUCCAUUUUUCAUCAUUGAUCUUUUGUUCAAAAUGAUAAGGAUCAAUAAUGAAGACAAUGUCAAUUCUCUAAUAUGGCCUUUACUGCAAAAUGGCAUUUUCCAAGUGCUAGAUCUUCCUGAAGUUCCCAUUAAUUCUCACCAUCUUCUUGGUAUCGUACAUCACAUCCAGUGUUCUUCCUUUGCAAUGAUAUUAUCUCAGAUGGAUUUUGGAAAUCCAGAUAAAAUGGUGAAUAUAAAUUCAGCUGUAGAGCUCAAAGAGGCAGGGAUUUCGUUCAAAAAGUCAGAAGUCUUUGCUGCCAUUGCAUUGCUUGUUCUCGCCAUCAUAGAAGCUACGUUUGCUAUUCUCUCAUACCGUAAUGAUCUGAAGAAUGGGAAUUGA